AGCCUCAGUUUACGCGAGCGCGCGCCCGGCCAGCGAGAACGAAUUUAAAAAUAAAACAAUAUAUUUUUUUAAAUCCAGCCAGUAUCACACACCUGUGUACACCACAGAUUAGUAUUAAACUUUUUAAUUUUUCAUAGUGAUGUGAAAAAUGUUCGGAAACAGUGAUAAUGUAAUGAUACAUUUUGUAUUUCGGUGACAAAAUUUUGGCCUCGUGCGGCCUUCCUUAUUAGGAUUUUAGUGGUUCUAAAUGUGUUGUUUGUUCAUGUGUGAGUGAUGAAACGUAGAAAGUGAGGAUUUGGAUUGAACACGAUUAAAUAGUUUAAGGUCAAAAUGGCGGAAGCUCAGGCGGGAGCAACGACCCCUGGUGCUGACAGCGUGGCGGACCCCACAGCUGUGGUAGCGAAGAAGAAGGAGAAGACCCGACCCAGGGGGAAGCCAAUCCCUGAGAGACCAGUGCGCAGUCUGUUUUGUUUGCACAAGGAGAAUAAGUUUAGGGUUUUUUGUAUUGAUAUUGUUGAGUGGAAACCGUUUGAGUAUAUGAUAUUGACGACAAUCUUCGCCAAUUGCAUAGCGUUAGCAGUGUUCACACCGUAUCCGUCCGGAGACACGAAUAAUACUAAUUUGAUAUUGGAACGAGUGGAAUGGGUUUUUAUGGUUAUAUUUACGGGAGAGUGCCUGAUGAAGAUUAUAGCGUAUGGGUUCCUGUUCCAUCCUGGAGCGUAUCUCAGGAAUACCUGGAAUAGUUUGGAUUUUACCAUAGUUACUAUUGGUAUAGCUAGUAAAGCAGUGGAAUAUUUUUCAAAAGACUUAUUUGAUGUGAAAGCUUUGAGAGCUUUUCGGGUGCUACGACCACUUCGGUUGGUCUCCGGUGUGCCAAGUCUACAAAUAGUACUGAACUCCAUUCUCAAGGCCAUGGUACCUCUGUGUCACAUAGCCUUCCUGGUACUCUUCGUCAUCAUCAUCUACGCCAUCAUUGGCCUGGAGCUGUUCUCCGGGGCGUUACAUGUGACUUGUUUCACUAAUACUACUGACAAAGAAAUGAUGGAAGACCCAAACCCCUGCAGUGAUGACGGCAUGGGCUAUAAGUGCGAGGAUGGGUACGUUUGCUCCGAGUACUGGGAGGGGCCCAACUUCGGCAUCACCAAUUUUGACAACAUUGGCUAUGCCAUGUUGACAGUCUUCCAAUGCAUCACCCUUGAGGGAUGGACUGAUAUUAUGUACGCUAUUACGGAUGUUAAAGGCAUCCUAUUUUCCUCCAUUUACUUUGUGACGUUGGUCAUUUUCGGAAACUUUUUCGUCAUGAACCUUAUUCUUGGUGUUUUGUCUGGAGAGUUUUCAAAAGAAAGAGAAAAAGCGAAAAGCAGAGGGGACUUUCAGAAGUCCAGAGAGAGACAGCAAUUUGAGGAAGAUCUAAAGGGUUACCUCAAUUGGAUUACUGUAGCUGAAGAACUUGACUUAGAUCCUAAUUUGAAAGAACAGGACUCGGAUUCACAAGGGAAAAAUGAUCGGAAAAGCAACGAUGGAUCACAGAUAGAAGUCAACGAUCAAGUAUCUCACAGCACUUGUAAAGCUUACUUUAAGAGAUUUGAUAAGGUAAAUCGACGUAUGCGCAGAGCGUGCCGGAAAGCCGUCAAAUCACAAGCGUUCUAUUGGUCAAUAAUUGUGCUGGUCUUCCUGAACACCAUGGUUUUGGCUACUGAACAUUACAGGCAGCGUGCUUGGUUGGAUGAUUUUCAAACCUAUGCCAAUUAUCUUUUCGUAGUUCUUUUCACAAUGGAAAUGUUGGUCAAGAUGUACGCUUUGGGGAUUCAGGGUUAUUUCGUCUCCCUCUUCAACAGAUUUGACUGCUUUGUAAUGUUCUGUUCCAUCGUAGAGUUAGCUCUUACCCUCACUGAAACUAUCCCACAACUGGGUAUCUCCGUGCUGCGUUGUGUUAGACUUCUGAGGGUGUUCAAAGUUACUAAGUACUGGCGCUCCCUAUCCAACCUUGUGGCUUCUCUUCUCAACUCUAUUCAGUCCAUCUUCUCUCUUCUUCUUCUCCUUUUCUUGUUUAUAAUGAUCUUCGCUCUUCUCGGCAUGCAAGUUUUUGGAGGUAAAUUCGAUUAUGCACCAGAAGAACAAAAAGAGAGGCACAACUUUGAUUCGUUCUGGCAAGCUGUGUUGACCAUGUUUCAGAUCUUGACUGGUGAAGACUGGAAUGUAGUAAUGUACCACGGUAUAAAUGCUUACGGCGGUGAGGGUACUCCGGGCAUGUUGGCCUCUAUCUACUUUAUUGUCAUCUUCAUCUGUGGCAACUAUAUUCUAUUGAACGUGUUCUUGGCCAUCGCUGUCGAUAACUUGGGCGAUGCAGAGGAAAUGGACGAAAUUGAGAAGGAAAAAGAAAAGGAGGGUGCAGACAGUCCAGAAGCUGGCAAUCCACAAUUAGAUGAAGAAAGAGGAGAGACUGAUGAUGAGUAUGUGAAUGAAGAAGAAGGAUAUUCUAGUGAGGGAUCAGAGCACGAAUAUGAAGAGACUGGUUCAGAAGAAGAUAUAGAGGCGCAGGAGCACGAUGAGUCGGACAAUGCCAAUGACGCACUCGUCACAAACGAAAAAAAACAAAAUGGUGACAUAAAGAAGGAAGAUUCGAAUUUGAAACGAAAUGAAACUAUAUCUGCUCGCCCUCGCAGGUUGUCUGAAAUAGAAAUGAAGUCCCAAGAGAAACCUAUUCCUGACGGCAGUAGCUUCUUCAUAUUUUCCAAAACGAAUUGGUUUCGUGUGACCUGUUAUAAAAUACAAAACAAUUCUUGGUUCAAGAAUUUGAUCUUGGUUUGCAUUUUAGCAUCCUCGCUCAUGUUGGCCAUGGAGGAUCCUGUCGUUAACAAAAGUAAUCAAGAUAAAGCUGAUACUUUAAAGAAAAUCGACUACUUUUUCACUGCGGUAUUCACGUUAGAGCUAUGCCUCAAACUGAUUACCUAUGGAUUCCUGUUCCACAAAGAUGCAUUCUGCCGUUCAGCUUUCAACGUGCUCGAUUUGCUUGUGGUUGUUGUAUCUCUUGUCUCUUUGAGUGGGUCUGGAUUAUCAUUCAUAAAAAUCCUGAGAGUCUUUCGUGUGUUGAGACCGCUGAGAGCUAUCAAUCGAGCUAAAGGUUUGAAGCACGUAGUUCAGUGCGUGAUCGUUGCGAUUAAAACCAUUGGAAACAUUUUGCUGGUGACAAAUCUACUGCAAUUCAUGUUUGCUGUCAUGGGGGUACAAAUGUUCAAGGGAAAAUUCUCCUCUUGUAAUGACGUUACCAAACUCACAGAAAAAGAAUGCAAGGGUUCUUAUUUGAUAUACAAGAAUGGGGAGCCGACGAUAGAAGACAGGGAGUGGGUCAACAAUAAAUUUAAUUUUGACGACGUCCUCAGCGGGAUGCUGACUUUAUUCACUGUAUCCACUUUUGAAGGAUGGCCAGGAUUGCUGUCCACAUCGAUGGAUUCAAACAAAGAAGACAUGGGUCCUAUAGAAAAUUCCAGACCACUUGUGGCAUUUUUCUAUAUUAGUUAUAUUAUUGUCAUUGCAUUUUUCAUGGUAAACAUAUUCGUUGGUUUUGUCAUAGUAACAUUCCAAAAAGAGGGAGAGCAAGAAUUUAAGGAUUGUGAGUUGGAUAAGAAUCAGAGGAAUUGCAUUGAGUUUGCUUUGAAAGCGAAACCAGUGAGAAGAUACAUUCCCAAACACCGCAUCCAGUACAAGACGUGGUGGUUCGUGACGUCAGAGCGCUUCGAGUUCGUCAUCUUCUUCUUCAUCGUGCUCAACACCGUCACUCUCAUGAUGAAGUUUCACGGCGCUUCUCUCGAAUACAAAAAGGUUUUGGAUUACUUCAAUAUGAUUCUCACUACAGUAUUCAUGUUGGAGUUUGUAUUCAAAUUAGCUGCAUUUAGAUUUAAGAAUUAUUUUGGAGAUGCGUGGAACGUGACAGAUUUCAUUCUCGUAGUGGGGAGCAUUAUUGAUAUAGUGGUCACACAAGUUAAUGAAAACAACCCUGAUCUACCUGUUUUCGAUCCCAAUAAUCCACAAGCGGCACCAAAAGACGAAGGCACCCUUCUAAAAUACGUGACGUUCUUCCGACUGUUCCGAGCUAUGCGACUGAUCAAGCUGCUAUCAAGAGGGGAAAGAAUUAGGACACUACUAUGGACAUUCAUAAAGUCCUUCCAAGCGCUACCUUACGUUGCUUUGUUGAUCGUGUUACUGUUCUUCAUCUAUGCUGUGGUUGGCAUGCAGUUGUUCGGGAAGAUCGAUAAUGAUGAUGACGUAAUAACGAGACACAAUAAUUUUCAAACCUUUGGGAACGCCUUGAUGGUGUUAUUCAGAUCUGCUACAGGUGAAGCAUGGCAAGACAUAAUGAUGGCACUGUCUACUGACACUAGUGAAAGGCCAAACGAACCACCGAAAUGUGUCAAAUCCGAUUUACAGGAAAACCAGGAAGGAGGGGAGGAGAAUUGUGGCAAUUGGCUUGCAUUCCCGUAUUUUAUAUCGUUUUCCCUACUUUGUACAUUCUUGAUCAUCAACUUAUUCGUAGCUGUCAUCAUGGAUAAUUUUGAUUAUUUAACAAGAGAUUGGUCGAUUCUGGGACCUCAUCAUUUGGAUGAAUUUGUAAGGUUAUGGAGCGAAUAUGACCCCGAUGCAAAAGGGAGAAUCAAACAUCUGGACGUUGUGAAUUUACUAAGAAAAAUUAGCCCUCCCUUAGGUUUUGGAAAACUCUGUCCACACCGGACUGCAUGCAAGCGGUUGGUGUCAAUGAACAUGCCUCUAAACUCUGAUGGUACGGUCAACUUCAACGCGACACUGUUCGCUGUGGUGAGAACACAACUGGACAUCAAGACAUCAGGUGUGAUUGACGAGUGCAACACGGAACUGCGGGCGAUCAUCAAGAAAGUCUGGAAACGAACAUCAUCGAAGCUUCUAGAUCAGGUGGUACCACCUCCAGGAGAUCCGAACGAAAUCACAGUGGGCAAAUUCUACGCUACAUUCCUUAUUCAGGAUUACUUUAGAAGGAACCAUGCGUUCAGAAAGCGUAAAGAACAAGCCGCUGCGCAGUCGCAACAAACCAAUCAGAUUAAGACUUUGCAAGCUGGACUCCGGACUUUGCAUGAAGCUGGACCUGAAUUGAAAAGAGCUAUUUCUGGCAAUCUGGAAGAAAUUGUUGCUGAGACUGUUGAACCUAUGCAUAGGCGUAACCAUACACUAUUUGGAGCAGUGUGGACGACAAUAAAGAAACAUGGCCGCGAGAGUUUCUACGGAAAAGACAAGAAAAAUAUACCGCCCACUGUCAAGUUGAAAAUAACUGAAACGCCUGAAGAUAAGACGACGCUGAGCUCCAUGAUGAGAAGAGAGUUGGGUAUGGAUGGAAAGAUUCCAGAGGAAGAAGUAAGAUACGACGAAGCAAACCAAAGCGACGGUGAUGAAGAAAUUGCCAUGCAGCCAUUGUUACACGAGAAGGACUCCGAGAGGAUAUUCAAGGCGAUAGAAAAAACCUCCCACGAUUUAAUGCUGAGUAUGAGAAACAACAAUCGUGACAGGAGACCGAGACAGAACAAGACCGUGCCUUAUUGUGUAGCGAAUCCAGCGGAGAAUCUUAUUACACGAGUACUGAAGGAGCAGGGCCUGGGUAAAUACUGUGACAAGGAGUUCGUACAGAGCACCUCCAGGGAGAUGCAGGAGGCGCUCGACCUCACACAGGAAGAGAUGGACACCGCUGCUAACGAAAUAAUAAUGGAAGAACGAAAAAUUACUGAAGCUCAGAACACAGCCAAUCAAGUGGAAAAUCUCUUCGCGCGGCAAUACCAUCCCUUCCACCAGCCCCCCAUGCAACCCCCUCCCAGAGGCAAAUAGCACAAGUACAUGUAAUUUUUUUGGAUGCAAUUUUUCUAACCUGAAACGGCUGAUCCCGUCUAGGUUUCAGAGCCCUUCGAGGGUGUCUGGGAGAGGAAUUUUAUUGAAGUUUUUGAAAAAUAUUUGUAUAUAGUCAUUCGCUUGGAAGUUUUUCUAUAUAGGCUUUGUUUUAAUCGAUUUACUUAGCAUGGGAGAAAGUGUUUUCAAAUUUUACAUAUUUAAUAACUAUUUCUUUUUUGUUUUUAAAUUUAGUAAUGAAAAAUAAUCUAAUGUUCUUAGGUUUCCAUUUUAUUUCAGCCAGUUUUUUUUAUGAAAUAGAUAUCUAAAAAUAUAUUUUUUUCUAAUUUACAAGCAAAUCGUAAUGUUUUUCUUUUGGAUAUGUGGAUCAAGAUUGUUUUUACAUCUAUCGUCCUUAAUUUUAAUAAAGUUACUUUACUUAUUAUUCUUUUCUAAAGUGCGACCAUACUUUCUCCCAAGCCUAGGUUAUAUUCCAUGGAAUUAUUAUGGAUUGUUAAGUUUGUACCCCAUUUUCCAAUAAUUAACAUUUGCUAUUCAUGUCAUGGAUAACAUCAAACAUAUUGAAGUUAAUUCUCUAAACAGUAAUUUUGGGAUAUGAACAAAAUAUGUAUGUCUGUCUUUAUAAUUCUAAGACCAAAACGGUGGUCAAGUUACAUAAAAAUGUAGAAUUAUUCUAAAUAAAUAAACUGUACAAAAAACCAGUUUUAAACAGUCAAGUUUUUAUAUGUAUAUUCGAUUUUUAAGCAAAGAAAUUAUAUUUAAUAUAUGUAAUUAUAUUUGUACUAUUGUGGCGUUGUGCCUUAUAUUUAUAGAAUGCCAAAUUAAUAAAAAAA
This is a messenger RNA of Plodia interpunctella (Indianmeal moth), 6698 nucleotides long. Its product is annotated as voltage-dependent calcium channel type D subunit alpha-1-like. Gene Ontology annotation, molecular function: high voltage-gated calcium channel activity. Gene Ontology annotation, cellular component: membrane; voltage-gated calcium channel complex. The transcript has 48 exons. Gene Ontology annotation, biological process: calcium ion import across plasma membrane. NCBI's taxonomy places the organism in Eukaryota, Metazoa, Arthropoda, Insecta, Lepidoptera, Pyralidae. The record is from RefSeq and is a predicted model, not a curated record. The coding region runs from base 331 to 5847 and encodes 1838 amino acids.